Drosophila biarmipes is the source of this 1240-nucleotide messenger RNA. RefSeq names its product serine/threonine-protein kinase GG21441. The record is from RefSeq and is a predicted model, not a curated record. The coding region runs from base 103 to 1218 and encodes 371 amino acids. Gene Ontology annotation, biological process: regulation of cytokinesis; mitotic cell cycle; intracellular signal transduction. Gene Ontology annotation, cellular component: centrosome; cytoplasm; nucleus. Lineage: Eukaryota; Metazoa; Arthropoda; Insecta; Diptera; Drosophilidae. The transcript has a single exon. Gene Ontology annotation, molecular function: ATP binding; protein kinase activity.
AAAAACUAGGAAGGGUCCCCUAGACAGCAGGGAUAGUAAAACAGUUUUUUUUUUUUAUUUUGAACUCUUUAAUUUUGAUAUUUUUCCACAAUUUGGCGCGUAAUGUCGGAGAAAGAGAAGUUUUUCCAGCCCAAGAGGCUGCAGCCCCGCCCCCCCAAGGCUUUGCGGGUGUGCUUCCUGCGGAAUGGAGACCGCUACUUCCCGGGCGUCAACAUGGCUAUAUCCAGGAGCCACUUCAAGGACUUCCAGGCCCUGCUGCAGGCAGUCACCGAGGCCCUAAGACGCCACGUGGUCCUGCGGUCGGCCAUCAAGAAUAUCCUGCGGAUUGAUGGCUUGCCCCUCACAUCGCUGGGCUGCUUCAGCGAGGGCGACAUUGUGAUCUGCUGCUGCCAGUACAAAGAGUUGGCUUGGGUCGAGUACUGCGUUAACAAGGACUUCCAAAGGCAGAUGGACUUGCAAAGCCGUUGGCAUCAACGUAAGAUACGAGAAGGGACCCUGGAGAAGAUCACGGCUCAGGAUAUGCCAGAGGCCAUUCAGCUUUACAUCUGUAACCUGAAACCCGUGGUGCAAACUGCGAGGACGCUGAUCUGUCGUGGCAGGACGAGGGCUAGCCGGAUGAAUUGCAUCGUGAAGAUGGUGAACAAGCAGUACAUGAACUACACCUGCGAGGAUCCCUAUAUAGAGGCGGAUGUCCUGCGGCGCCUGCAGUCGCACCCGAAUAUUGUGGAGCUCAUGUACUCCGUGGAGGAGGAAAGGUAUAUUUACAUGGUGUUGGAGUACCUGGACUGGGAUGUGGAGGAGGUGCUGCAGAAGUACGGUUCCAUGUCGGAGGCAAAUGCCAGAUUUGUGGUGAGGAGCACAGCGGCGGGACUGAAUCGCAUGCAGCAGUUGCAAAUCAUCCAUCGGGAUAUUAAGCCCGAGAACCUGCUGAUACGCUUUUCACCGAGCUCCGGGAUUAGGCUUCAAUUGGUCAAGAUAGCUGAUUUUGGAUUAUCAGCAUACUACCGGGGCAGCAAACUCCAUUCCUACUGCGGAACCCCAUGCUACAUGGCCCCUGAAUUGGUGGCAGGGUCGGGCUACGAUUACCAGGUGGAUCUUUGGUCACUGGGCGUGACCCUCUUCCAAAUGCUUCCUUUCCUUUCUAGCCCAAUAACUUUGUUAUUAACAUUUGUGAAAUUCACAGUACCUUCAGAUUUGUUUAGGUUAUCAAUAAAUUAAAAUAGUUUAGGCACCUCACAAA